Molecule: messenger RNA, 1039 nt
Organism: Microplitis mediator
Lineage: Eukaryota; Metazoa; Arthropoda; Insecta; Hymenoptera; Braconidae
Exons: 4
Coding region: 526-969 (147 amino acids)
Source: RefSeq, a predicted model, not a curated record
AUCAAUCAUAAACACAAGUAUUUAUUUAGAAAAAAAAAUUGUAAUUAUUUAAAAAACAAUUAAAUAUCCAUCGUCUUGAAGUUAGCAAUUAAAGUGAAUGUAGCUGACAGCUGUAAAUUUUGAAAUAAGUUAAUAAAAUGUAUAUUGGAUUAAUACAAAAACUACAGAUGCCAUAAGGGCGUAUACCUGCAAAAUAUACCGCUGGAAAGCCAUAAGGGCGUAUAAAAAAUUUUUUUUUUCGAAAAUUGACGUAAUUAUGUUCUACAAGUAAAAUAGAGGUGAAAAAAUUUUUUUUCGAACAAUCAAAUUUUUACUAUACGCCCUUAUGGCUCCCGGCGUGGGUACUCGUAUAAUUGUAACUGAUUGUAACUGCGAAUGAUCUUUGUCUCAUACGCAUUUAUAAAAUUUAUAUUUCCGUUUUAUCCCGUACAAGUUAUUUUAUCUAAACAAUUGUUAGAUCAUAAAAAUUCCACGUUCAAUCAGUAAUUAGAACGGUUGUCGAGAGUUUUAAGGAUAACAAAAAACAUGAAUACAAAAAUAUGGGAAGACGGAAGAAAGGAAUGCAGUUGUGAACGAGGCUGUUUGCGCUUAUAUGCGACUAUCAAAUCGGUUCAAAGUCACUGUAUAACUGCAGAGUGGAAAUUUCAACGACUUGAACAAGUUAUUAAAUUACAAGCCGAUGUGAAAAAAGGGAUCGAAUUGAUUAUGCCUAAUGGUAAAACAUUCAAACAAGAAUACGGAUCAGACUUUAGUAUCUACCGUGUGGCUGCUAUCUUAUCAGUAGAUGAUGCGAUUAAUGACAUUGAAAAAUGUCCAAGUGUAAGAGAACUCAUCAAGGGUACAGAAUACGAAAAAAUCUACUUCGAAGCUAGAGAAAGACAUUCAGAAGCUAUCGAAAAAUUUCUGAAAAUUAGCGAUGAAGACAUCCUGCGGCUGGAAAAGGAUCCUCAUUACGAGAUUGAUUUGUAAUUACCUAUCAAUCAAUUAUUACUCCGUACUAAAAAAAAUGUCACAUUUUGUAUCUAAAAGUAUUAUUAAA